CUUUGUUACCUUUAUUACAUGAACGUCUCUGUCACCAUGAACGUCCCACCAAACCCCAUUCGAAAAUCCGGUAGUUCAAUAAAUUAUUGCUUGAUAGUCUAAAUGGGAAAAAAGGAAUGAAUAGUCAAAUAUUUGCAUUCACCAGCCAAAUGACAAAAAUCUGAGGACGGGUACGGCCCUUUGUAUUCCCCCAAAUGUUGCUUAAAUUCCUUUAAGGUUUAUUAUUUGGAAUGUAAAAUCAUGAAAAGCAACUAGUAACUGUCUACUUCUAGUCUUUGAUGUAACUAUCAAACUGAGAGGUUAUUCCCCUCGGAUCUCCAGCUCAGGACAAACCCAUUAGAACAUGGAGGACGACUUUCGGCCGCAGGUGAAGGAGGUGGCUGUGGCCAUGGGUGCUUCACUCACAGAGCAGGACAUCGACCGCAUGCCAAGGGAGAUGACAACGCAGGGAAACUUCAACUACAGCAGGUUUCUCGAGUACAUGAGGCAGUUCAAGACUUCAGAGCAAAGAGAAGAAGCCAUUACAAAGGCCUUCAUGAUGCUGGACAAAGAUGGCAGCGGCUAUAUAGAGUGGAAUGAGAUCAAGUACAUUCUGUCAACUGUACCAACUGCAGCCCCAUCAGCUCCUCUCUCUGAUGCGGAGGCGGAGGCCAUGAUCCAGGCAGUUGACACCGAUGGAGAUGGACGCAUCAACUACAGAGAAUUUUCAGACAUGGUGAAGAUGGAGAAGAAACCGAGGAAGUAGAGGUCACGUGGUUUAUCUGUGCUCCAGAUUGUUCCUACAAAGAGACUGUGAAAGAUAGGAGAAGAUGACAAAGAGGUCCAGAUCUACCUUCCCUAAAGAUGAUCUCCAUGAUCUCCUGUGGAUCAUGAAAUAGGGGAGUGCAAGGACUGUUAUCAGUACAGUUUCUUAAAUUAAUUAAAAAAGAACAAAACGUGAUUUG
Messenger RNA from Micropterus salmoides (largemouth bass), 944 nucleotides. Its product is annotated as parvalbumin-like EF-hand-containing protein. The record is from RefSeq and is a predicted model, not a curated record. Gene Ontology annotation, cellular component: cytoplasm; nucleus. NCBI's taxonomy places the organism in Eukaryota, Metazoa, Chordata, Actinopteri, Centrarchiformes, Centrarchidae. Gene Ontology annotation, molecular function: calcium ion binding. The coding region runs from base 344 to 745 and encodes 133 amino acids. The transcript is spliced from 4 exons.